AUGGACCGCCAUGGUGCCACAGCUUGCCGCUUGCCAAACCUGGCUUCCAGCGAGGCCCGGAUGGAGGUCUCGGGGGUAGCUCGGGAGCCGCCUUUGAAGCGGGCGAGGCCUGUGUCGGGAUCGCUUCGGGCUGUGCUCUUCGACUUUGAUGCCACGCUGACGGUGCGGGAGGAGCGCGGAAGGAGAUCCCGGGCUGGCGGCUCUUCCCCUCCAGGGGCGGCUUCCAGCGCUGUGAGGAAGCCGACGUCGCCUGGCUCCGGCGCUGCGGCUUCGGGGGUUCCGAGCGUUUGGCCCAGCUACGGCAGGGUCUGCAGAGCUUGCACAGCCUGA
Messenger RNA from Effrenium voratum, 330 nucleotides. NCBI's taxonomy places the organism in Eukaryota, Dinophyceae, Suessiales, Symbiodiniaceae. The record is from the annotation of a GenBank genome assembly.